Messenger RNA from Pseudophryne corroboree (corroboree frog), 4857 nucleotides. RefSeq names its product kelch like family member 30 (gene KLHL30). The record is from RefSeq and is a predicted model, not a curated record. The transcript is spliced from 9 exons. Gene Ontology annotation, molecular function: protein binding. The coding region runs from base 158 to 1930 and encodes 590 amino acids. Lineage: Eukaryota; Metazoa; Chordata; Amphibia; Anura; Myobatrachidae.
CUGACAGAGGAGCAGAAGUGAACUGACAGAUAGACUGAGCUCUUUAUCAGUCACUGUAUGCCUCUUAAAUCCUCUGUUUGUGAUUUCACACUGUACAUGGGGUUCUUGAAUUUCCAGCCCACGUUUGUCCUCCUGUAGAGGCUCCGCGGAGGGAAUCAUGGUGAGAAACAUUGAUGACCUGGAAUUCUGUCUCCCCUCUCACUCAGACUCUAUUCUAACAGGUCUGCAGUCUUUGCGGUUUAACCCCCAGCUGUCAGAUGUUACACUAAUAGUCCAAGGCCGGGAGUUCCCAUGUCAUCGUGCAGUGCUAGCUCUCUGCAGCCAGUAUUUCCAUGCCAUGUUUACAGGAAACUUCCAGGAAAGCAUAUCUGCUCAUGUGGAGAUCAAAGAGGUUGAUGCAGAACUCAUGGAGACCUUAAUUAAUUUCUGUUACACCGGUCGUCUGACUAUUAACCAGGUAAAUGUAGAGGGACUGAUUCGUGUCUCCAAUCAGCUGAAUUUUCCUGCUGUGCGGAAGGUGUGUAUUCGGUAUUUGCAGCAGCAGAUGGAUGCUACCAAUUGCUUAGGCAUCUGGGAAUUUGGUGAAAGACAUGGCUGCCCUGAGGUUAUUGCAAAGGCCUGGUCUUUCCUACAGGAGAACUUUGAUGCUGUGACCCAAGAGGAGGAAUUUCUACUUUUGCCACCUGAGCAUCUACUUCGUUACUUGGGUGAUCCGCUGCUACAAGUAAGGGAAGAUCACAGCCGGGCAAAGGCGGUUCUUCAGUGGGUGCGGAAAGAUGAGGAGAGGCGGGCCUCAUACCUCCCAGAGUUGCUGAAUAUGGCCAGACUGUCAAGCUUGACUGAUCAUUACCUGCAAGAGCUAAUGGAUGCUGAGCCAUUGAUCAGUGAAUCAGAGACAUGCCGAGCACUGAUUACACGGAACCUGGGGCAGGUGACCAAGGGCUCUACUGAGCAGACACCAGUAUCUCUCCAACAAGUACUGGUGGUGGUAGGCGGAAAGGUUCUUGAGGAGGAAGAAGAUGAAGAUGACGAUGAAGAAGAUGACACCCCGCCAAGGACAUUGCCAAACUUUGCUUAUUAUAAUCCCAAAACUAAAAUGUGGAUGGAUCUCCCAGAUUUCCCGGAUUAUAAUAAGUGGGGGUUCUCUGUCACAUCACUAAACAAUGAUGUCUAUGUUACAGGUGGCUCUCGUGGUUCGCGAGAUGAUUCUUGGUCAACACGUCAAGGAUGGCGUUUUGUCCUGAAUGAAGGGAUAUGGAAACCCUUAUCUCCUAUGGUUAAUCCACGGACUAAUCACGCCAGUGCCUCUUUGAAUGGGGAGAUAUAUGUCAUAGGAGGAACCCUGCAGGAAGCAGUGGAGGUGGAGUGUUAUGACCCCUACAGUGGAACGUGGUCACCAGUGAGCUCUGCACAGAAGUACGUCAGCAACUUUACUGUAGUUGGGUGCAGCGGGAAGCUGUACUUGGUUGGUUCCUGUGCCAUAAAGUACAAUGCACUGACCCUGCAAUGCUACAAUCCGUCUACAGAUAGCUGGUAUGUCAUCGCAUCUCCAUUCAUCCCAAAGUACUUGUCGUCGCCUCGCUGCUGUGCACUGGAAGGGGCUGUGUACCUAAUUGCUGACAACACCAAGAAAGUUUACAUGUAUCAGCUAGAAGCCAAUCUGUGGAAGAAGGUUCAGCUCCUGCAUACUCUACAUGAGAAUGGAGGGAUGACCUCUGUUGGGUCUCAGAUCUACGUGACGGGCGGUCACUGGCAGGGCAUGGCACGUGAAUACAGAGUGGUGAUGGAGUCAUACGACAGCCUUGCAGAUGUUUGGACUCGGGAGGGGGCUCUCCCAAGUCGGUGGAUGUAUCACUGCACCUCAGCCAUCUUCAUGGACACCUCACGCUGGACAAGGAUAUUCCAGGGACAGUCUCAGAUGGAGGUCUGACAAUGUCAUGUCUCACAUGACGACAGAAGCAGGAUAUGUACUGAAUGGAUUAUGCAAAGAAAGCUUUACAACUGACUGUGGAACUUCUUGGUUCACAGUCUUAUUCUGGCAUGGGAAGUGUUAAUUGUACCCAUUCACUUGUAAAGCUGCUGAUUUUGUAAUUUGUUUCACAAACCUGGCAUCCUAUGGUGAGUCAAUUACACUGACCAGGUCAAUUCCAUUGUCGUUUGCUUACGGCUAAUCCAUAAUGUUAAAUUGCUAUGCUUUUAUAUUAUUGAUUUUUUAUCUGUUAGCACUGUAUGUAGAAUACAGAAUUAUGUAUCAUUAUACAAUGCCAAUGUUUUGUACCUAAAUGAAAUGCAAUGUUUAACCUUCAUGUAGCCUAACCCUGCCAUUUAUAAGUGAGAGAAAAUAUAUACAGGAGCUUCAUGAACUUUGCAAUUAUCUGCUAAUUUACUUAAUAGCCCUUAAGGUUAAAGGUUAUGGUCUUGUGGUUUUUCUAUUUUAAAAGCAUUAUAAAUACUUGUUUUCCAAUGGACGCUUGCUACAACCCAGCCCUAAGGUCUUGUUUUAUCAUCCCGCCCUUCAUUCAAGCUCUUAGCACAAUGUUGCCUAACUCUAGUCCUCAGGAACCUAUCAGGGCAUGCUUUACAGAUAACCUCUGUAUUCAUAGUUGCCUACUCUGCUACUACCCUCCUCCGGGAGGUGGCAGCGUGGUAGGCGCAUCGGGGCAUGGGCGGUGGCGAGGUGGGAUGUCGGGGCGUGUCCAAUGGCAAGGCGGGCUAUCUGCGGCAUGAGUGGUGGGAGAGGUGGCCAGCCCAAGGGUGUGGCAUCACAAUGGUGUCAUCAUGGCUCCACCCCCACUAUACAGUGCCAAGAAAACAGGCACUGUAUAGUUGGGGGUGGAGCUAUGAUGACAUGAUUCAGCACAAAUGGCGUCAUCGGAUCCCCUCGGACCACCCACUUGUUCUCUGCUGUGGGCGGCUGAGGGAGGUUCCGGUGGGGUUAUCAGGGAAAGGAGGAGACUUGCCCACCUUUCCGAGGGGACGAGAAGACUACCCGAUUUUCGUGAGCCUCCCAGCCAUUCUGGGAGAGUAGGCAAGUAUGUCUGUAUCACAAAUGAAAAAAAUUGCAUCACUUGUGCAAAGGCGCUUCUAGCCCAUGUUGAAAAUUUCCUUUGCUACGUAAUGAUGUAUGCCAUGGGUCACUUGUAUUGGACCUUUUUUGCCUGAUGUAGAAACUGCAUUAUUUAUAUUUGUGUCACAAUUAAUGAACCUUCCUGUGGGACACUCAGGAGGCCCUGAUAUACCCUGGUAUUUAGCACAAAGGCAACAGGUGGGGUGUACAGAUGUGGGUGACACAGAUAAAGUGCAAGUCACAUAAAUGUAGACCACACCAUCUCAAGGUGAAAAUACAAACAACCUUCAUUUACUCUUCGGUCCCCCAGCACAAUAGGCAUAUUGUUGUAACAUAAUUGAAUUAGAAAAUUCCAAAACCUCCAGUCCAGACUUACGCGUAUACAGUAUGUCACAGGAUUAAUUAGAAAGCACUUACUCUGUGUUGCUAGGCCUCCUUACAGGUGUUUUGCAGAGUGGCACUUCACUCCAACACACACCAUACGAUUUCCCCCUCUCCUCACUGCAAUCUGCUGCCACCAUGGCAGUACCACUCAUACACCGCUCCCGAGCACCAGGGGUACCUGGUGGGACAGCAGUCCUAUGGUCCUGGGUCCCCAGCUAACAUGGCAGAAGUCUGUUAUUUAAAGACUCAGAUCAACAGCAAUCAUGGUUCAGAGUGCUUCCGAACUUAUUGUUCCUCUAUUCCCAAUGAUGUGCCACGGCAAUCUCUCUUGCAGGGCCCACCCCUGACUCUCUUCUCUCCCCGGGACCAAGGCUACAGUCACCUGGGUCCUGGUAAUGCUAGCCACCACAAUUCAGCCUUAUGACUCAAUAUUAGCCAGAAGAACUGACUAAUAUUGUCAGUAAGUAUACCUCUGAUGAAACCGCUCACUUUGGAGGCGAAGAAACGCGUCAGGUGACCUAUCUACGACUGUAGAACGCAGGUGGAACGCAGCCGGAAGCCCGAACCCGGAAGCCGCGGAACGCGGCACCACAGCAUCCCUUGUUACCCUGGACUUGCGCUUUGGACUCUCUGUCUCCGUCCUUACCCUGGCCUAGCGACGGCGGUCAGCAUACUGCAUCACUAAUAGCAGGACUUGUCUAAGGGAACCGCCGCUGAGCGGUCUGCUAUUAAGCCAGCCAGUGGAUCAAGUAAGCUCUAUGGACAUUAGACAGACGUGGACCUCGUCCAUUCGACAUCAUCACUAGCCUUUACCAUUGAACAUUCUUAUCAGCUCUGCACUGGUGAAGUAUUAACAGGCUCUAUCAAGCACUAACCAGCUUCUUUCUUUUCAACUUGCAAUUGAGCUCAAUAUGCUUUAACCCUUUGUAGCCAUUAACAGCCGGCUUAUGCAUGCAAAAAACUAACAUCUAACAGGCUUUGUGUUUAAUUACCAGCAAGUUCCGAGUUUUAGGACACAGUCCUUUAUUUAAUUUACAUGUUUUAUUUUCAUUUAACUGUGUAUAUGUAAUGCUGAGGCAUUCAGCCAUUCAGUGUCUAUUUUUAGAAAUAUUUUUUUUACCAAUAAAUUCAUACAUUUACAAAACCAGCAGCUGUUGCACUAUUAUCCCUUCCGAGCGCCCACAUUAUACCUUUUUCUUCAAGUAUACGUGAUAACACCCACAAGACUCAUACUGUAUAUAUUGCUAGAAGUUACAAUCUUUUGUUUGUGGAACUCAUGAGUUAAUAAUGAAUACACCUGUUCUGGAAAACAUGAACUGUAAAGGCUCCUUGAGGAUAGAGGUCGGCCAUUCCUGUCAUAGACCAUGUGAUAAAAAUAAAUAAAUGUCUUCUACCAAAAAUAUAAA